AGCAGGUUUGUAUGCUCGGAACUCGCGGUCUUGCGGAGUGUUCCAAUAAUGUGGUUCAAUCUCAUAGUCAUCUUCUUACUCGCCGGGCAGGUCGUGUGUCAGAGCAAACCGUUUCCUUUUGGACCUAGGAGAAGAGUGCUCCCGGGUCAAAGGUCAUCUGGCUGUUUUGAUUGCGUCACUGAACUGAAGCAAUGCAUCUUGACAUGCACUGAGAAGUUCGACUGCUCUGAAAUGAAUGUCAAAGAAGGCUUUUGCCCCAUUGGAGACCAACGUCCAGACAACUGCUCCCUUUCAACUACCGCAUUCCUAAAUGUUUGUAAAACUGAUUCGGAUUGCCCAGGAACCAAGAAGUGCUGUCACAGUGGUUGCAGUAAAGUGUGCGUCAGCGCAUUGCCAGUUCCACCUCAUCAGGUGGGCAGGAGGAAUCGCACUCCAUUUAAGCCUGUUGAUAUAAAGGGAAGAAAACAGAAAAACGACAUAAUUCGCAAAUAGUGAAAUCUCUCUUUCAGCAAAAGAAUGAUAUUCCAAGAAAGUGUGAACCUGCACAUGUACUAUUAGAUGUUUGACUAUUAAAGUAGGUAGCUACAGA
Molecule: messenger RNA, 589 nt
Organism: Stegodyphus dumicola
Lineage: Eukaryota; Metazoa; Arthropoda; Arachnida; Araneae; Eresidae
Cellular component (GO): extracellular region
Molecular function (GO): peptidase inhibitor activity
Source: RefSeq, a predicted model, not a curated record